GAACAUUUUCACAUCUCAGACUUUGGAUUAUUUCUGGUCCGUAACACUUGAUGUUUGUCAGCUUGUUUUUCGUGUUCCUCCUCACAGAUGGGGCAUCCUCUGAGGGGAAAUGUGCUUACCAGGAUGUUGUCAAUCAUUUGGGUUUGACCUACAACAAUAAGACGUUCCACAUGACCCGGCCUGCUGCUAACUACAGAGUGCCCACAUACGUCUUUAUGGAGUUGUAUGUCUAUACCAUUCUAGAAGUGAGAGAGAAGGACCAGAUAUUUGUUCCUUAUGUUUGGAUCGCAUUGGAGUGGCAAAAUGACUUCAUACUUUGGGAACCUGAUCAAUUUUGUGGUAUUUCAAAUUUGUCUGUUCCAGCUGAACUCAUUUGGAAGCCAGAUCUCACCGUAGAGGAAGCGACAGACAACGACAAGUCUAAACCUAACCCUUAUGUGACAAUAUUAUUUAAUGGGACUUCUGAAAUAAUAGAUAACCACGUGGUGGUCAGCACCUGCAAGAUGCAAGUCUUCAGAUUCCCCUUUGACACUCAGAGCUGCAACCUCACUUUUAGGUCUGUUGUACACUCUGAUAAAGAAAUCGAGAUCCAUACAUUCAACGAUAAAUGGAGCAUAAAAGAGUCUCGCAGGAUGAUACAGAAACAGUCUGAGUGGGAGUUGAUCAGCAUUGAAAUCAACAAUGAAACUAUCAACAUAAAGAGGAGGUCGGCGCUCUACAUUGUCAACUUCAUACUCCCCAUCUUGUUCUUCCUGUGUCUGGACUUGGCCUCCUUCCUGAUCUCAGACACCAGUGGCGAGAAGCUGGGCUUCAAGGUCACAGUGCUGCUCGCUGUAACUGUGAUGCAGCUCAUUCUCAAUGAAAUUCUGCCUUCUUCAUCAGAGCGGAUCCCACUGAUAGCCGUCUACUGCAUUGGGGUUUUUGCUCUGAUGAUGCUCAGCCUCCUGGAGAGUGUUUUUGUGAUGUACCUGAUAGACAAAGACAACGCACCACAGGACAAUGAGAGAGAUGAAGACCUGAGGCUGAGCGAGGACAAACGAGGCAAAGCUAGAUGUGGAGGAGAGGUGAAUAAAUGUGUUCACUCUUCAUCUGGCUGUGAUGUGUCUCCCAUUAAGACGCCAUCUGAAAAGCUGCCAGUGGCUACAGAGGAUAGCAACAUCCAACUGAUGGAGGUGUCUCUGGCCUUGUAUGAGGUGAGGAACCAGAUAAAGACUCUACUCGUCAGCAGCAGGAAGGAGGAAGCAAAACCUGGCUACUGGACCAGAUAUAGCGGCGUUUAG
This is a messenger RNA of Solea solea (common sole), 1280 nucleotides long. RefSeq names its product 5-hydroxytryptamine receptor 3A-like. The transcript has 11 exons. The record is from RefSeq and is a predicted model, not a curated record. Gene Ontology annotation, molecular function: transmembrane signaling receptor activity; extracellular ligand-gated monoatomic ion channel activity; neurotransmitter receptor activity. NCBI's taxonomy places the organism in Eukaryota, Metazoa, Chordata, Actinopteri, Pleuronectiformes, Soleidae. Gene Ontology annotation, biological process: nervous system process; regulation of membrane potential; signal transduction. Bases 51 to 1280 code for a protein of 409 amino acids. Gene Ontology annotation, cellular component: synapse; membrane; neuron projection.